ACUUUAUCGAUAUCGCGCGAAUACCGGUCCGCCCUUCUUCACUGUGCUGACGAAAUUGGAGGGGACUAUGAAAAUGUGUACAUGCGUGACUUCACCAUUUGGACGCUGUUUGAAACGAUGUUUUUCAAGCAGGGAGACACGCCAAUCUGCCUUGAUCUCAUCUCAUGGGGCUUGGAAUCGUUUACAUUCAUAGAUAAACUUGUGCAGAAAGCAUUUAAGGAAUUGGACGAAGGGGUGGAGAUAGGUGGAGGAAGUUAUUGGAGAACGGUAUGCAUGACGCUAAUAGGAUGCCGUUUCGAUACUUGUAUCGACUUUUUAAGCCUCUUGAAAGGAGAUGCAGCAGCUGAAAGAUUUAUUAACAUAUUAAGCAGUUUGGAUUGGAAUUGGUUGACUGAUGAAGGGAAGAUACCGAAACUGGAUAGAUGGAAGCAUGAAUUAGCAUCUUCUCUUGCUUCGGGUGCAUUCAGUAACAAUCGCAACAUUCUCUUCCUGGCUCAAUUAUUGAAUGGUGAUAAAAAGGCAUAG
This is a messenger RNA of Strongylus vulgaris, 525 nucleotides long. The record is from the annotation of a GenBank genome assembly. Lineage: Eukaryota; Metazoa; Nematoda; Chromadorea; Rhabditida; Strongylidae.